Penicillium angulare is the source of this 1563-nucleotide messenger RNA. RefSeq names its product Zn(II)2Cys6 transcription factor. NCBI's taxonomy places the organism in Eukaryota, Fungi, Ascomycota, Eurotiomycetes, Eurotiales, Aspergillaceae. The record is from RefSeq and is a predicted model, not a curated record. Gene Ontology annotation, cellular component: nucleus. The transcript is spliced from 2 exons. The coding region runs from base 1 to 1563 and encodes 520 amino acids. Gene Ontology annotation, molecular function: DNA-binding transcription factor activity, RNA polymerase II-specific; zinc ion binding; transcription cis-regulatory region binding. Gene Ontology annotation, biological process: positive regulation of transcription by RNA polymerase II.
AUGUCAGAGCGGUCUGUGCAACUUCCCACAAAAGACUGUCCGACCUGUCAAAGGCGACGCAUAAAGUGUGAUCGCGGUCUACCUGGAUGCGCAAAAUGUGCUAAGCGCAAAUUUGACUGUCCUGGCUAUGGUCUCCAGUUGAAAUGGGGCCAAGGAGUCGCUAGCCGUGGUAGAUUGCAGGGACAAGCGAUCCCGGUGCAUGAGACUAAUGCAUCGAACUCGAUGCUUGUCAGUAGUAAUGGGAGAAAUUUAUCAAGUGAUCUUCAAUUAGGUUUAGGGUCUGGUGUGAACUUUUUACGUAUCCAGCCUACUUCGCCUGCUACGCUUUUAGGUUCGCCUUCUGUUGAUUUGAGUCUAUCGGGUCCGAGACCUCCACAUGCGUCACGGUUAUUAGCCUGGUUUAAGGAACGCGUCGCACAGAGAUUAGCGUGGAUUGAUGGGCCCCAGAAUCCAUGGCGACAAAUUAUUCUUCCAUUAGCCGAAAACUCGGAGACGGUGCUUUCUUCCGUCCUGGCCCUUGCCGCUCAUGAUCUGGCUUCGCAAUACCCCCAGCAUGAUCUGUGGUUCGUCAAGUUCCAGGAUAUCUCAAAUGCAUACCAGAACAAAGCAUUAUCUCUCCUUGCGAAAGAACUGGGGACUCUUACCGCUUCGUCUUCUUCAUCUUCGUCUUCCAUCGUACAAUCCACACCCGACGCAUCAAUGACCCUCGCAUCAGUCAUAAUCUUAUGCAACAACGAACUUCUCAAAGCCCAAUCUUCUGGAUGGAAAAUUCAUCUUCAAGCCGCUCGCGAACUUAUUCUUGUCAACUCAAAUGCAAAAAGCUCAUAUCUCCAACAACAACUUCUUCGCAUUCAAGAGUUCCUUUUACAGGAGUUCUAUGCUACAUCCGUCUGGACUCAGCUAACUACCUUCGACGACAUGAAUGUAAUAAAUAAUAUCAAUACAGCACCCACAAGCACCGAAGAUGCAGCCGUCGCAGAUUUCAUCCGCAUAAUAUAUCAAACAAGUCAACUUGAGCGUUCGUCACGUCGUUCCGAGACACCUCUCCCCCUUUCACAAAUUGAAGAUAUCCUCACUCAAAUCGAAUCAGCGCGCAUAAAAAGUUUUCGAUUAUCUGAGAAAGUCGAUUUCUGGACUGCCUCUGAUAGAAAUGACUUCGAGCUUGUGGUUUGGAUGUUUUAUCAUGCCAAUCUUGUUUAUUGUGCGCAGGCUUUUCCGGUCCUGAGAGAAAGUGGUAGAGUUGAUGUUUUUGCUUCGAGAGAUAGGAUUCUGAAUCAUGUUAAGGAUCUUUCGGAGACGAGGAAUGGAAUGUGGGCGCAGGAUUUGGUUUGGCCGCUUUUUAUUGCGGGUACGGAGUUGAGAGGGGAUAAAGCUGGGCAGAGGUUUGUGGAGAAUGCGUUUAGGGAUGUUAUGAGGCUUAGUCGGACGUUGGAUCGGGCGAGGGUUCUUUCGUUUUUGGGGAUUUGGUGGGGUUUGGAAAUGGGGGGUGAGGAUGAGAGGUCGGGUUCUUGGAUUCAGUUGGCUAGGGAGAGACCUCAGGAUUUCAAUUUUAUGCUUUUAUGA